Daphnia pulex (common water flea) is the source of this 2930-nucleotide messenger RNA. RefSeq names its product long-chain-fatty-acid--CoA ligase 4-like (gene Acsl). Gene Ontology annotation, molecular function: palmitoyl-CoA ligase activity. Gene Ontology annotation, biological process: long-chain fatty acid metabolic process; neuron differentiation; long-chain fatty-acyl-CoA metabolic process. The transcript has 13 exons. Gene Ontology annotation, cellular component: plasma membrane; lipid droplet; endoplasmic reticulum. Bases 306 to 2432 code for a protein of 708 amino acids. NCBI's taxonomy places the organism in Eukaryota, Metazoa, Arthropoda, Branchiopoda, Diplostraca, Daphniidae. The record is from RefSeq and is a predicted model, not a curated record.
GUACAUGCAGGCGCACUGCACAGACACUGACCUUGUGAUUGUGAGUUGUGACUAACGUAAAAACUAGCGUCAUCUGACGAAGAAUUUUUUUUUAUCAGUGAUACGUAGGAUAACACCCAGUUUGGGCGGGCCUUAGAUAUAUCUAGCUACCAGAAUCUGUCAAUUUAACAUUGAUUCUUCUGAUGUUGGCGCGGGUCAGAAGGCCGAUUUUCAACGCAUUCCCAUCGUUAUACGUUUUUACUGCUUUUGAAUAAAACUUCGAGAACGUUUUGACUUUGGGAAUAGUCAUCUUUUGUCUUUUGAGGAUGACAAGCCUAAAGCCUAUUGAAAAGGCAGUAUUGUUCCUUAUCCAGUGUAUAUUCCAUUUAUACACAAUCAUCACAUGGCCAGUCUAUUUUCUAGUCCAAAAGCCGUGGAAAGCUAAAGCUAAUCACAACAAGUUAAAAUCAGUGGCGUUAAUGCAUGGAGAUGAUUUUGUUUUGCAUAGAAGUGUGUCUGACAUCAGUGAUGUACAUGUUAGAUUUAUACAAGAUAAGAUUGACACAAUGGAAAAAGUCUUCAGGUUUGCUGUUCGUCAGCACGGUCAGAAAGCAGCAGUUGGUACAAGAGAAAUUUUGGCUGAAGAAGAUGAGAUUCAACCCAAUGGCAGAAUUUUCAAAAAGUUUGUGUUAGGAAGUUAUCAGUGGAGAACUUUCACUCAAAUGGAUAAUGAAGCAGAAAGCUUUGGCCGUGGUCUUAGAGAAUUGGGUAUCAAUGCUAAAGAGAAUGUUGUUUUAUUCGCCGAAACUCGAGCCGAAUGGCUUAUAGCUUCAAACGGCUGUAUGAAGCAAAAUAUGCCUCUUGUUACUUUGUAUGCAACUCUUGGAGAAGAUGCCUUGAUCCAUGGCAUCAAUGAAACUGAAGUUUCAUGCGUCGUUACGUCUCAGGAAUUAUUGCCGAAAUUCAGGAACAUUCUACCCUGCACACCAAACGUCACCGUUCUGGUUGUAUUUGAGGACGCAAUAAAACCGUUAGAUUUAUCUGGAUACGGGGAUGUCGUAAAAAUCCUUCCCUAUCGCGAAGUUAUUAGGCUAGGAGAGAUGUCAAGCAAAACAGGUUUAUUGCCUAAACCUGAGGACACAGCUUUCGUCAUGUACACCAGCGGCUCCACAGGUCCGCCGAAAGGAGUGCUAAUGAGUCAUGAAAAUGUAAUGAGCUCCAUGUUAGCUUACACUAAUGUUGCCGUUAUUUUCGAAAGUGACGUUUACAUGGCAUAUCUUCCACUGGCCCAUGUUCUUGAACUAAUUGGAGAGAGUAUGUGUAUGCUAUAUGGGAUUCCAAUUGGUUACUCCAACCCUUUAACAAUGACCGAUAACUCAAGUAAGAUUAAACGAGGAAGCAAAGGUGAUGCAUCAGUGUUAAAACCGACUAUAAUUGCCUGCGUUCCACUCAUCCUCGACCGUAUUUACAAAAGCAUUCAAGAAAAAGUAGAAAGUGGUUCUGCUGUGAAAAAAUCCCUCUUCAAUCUGGCUAUGCAAUACAAGCUUGAUUGGUUUCAGCGUGGAUACGACACACCUAUUAUCAAUUCCGUGUUGUUUCGGCCAGUUCGAGCCAUUUUAGGAGGUCGAAUACGAUUUAUUUUGGCUGGUGGUGCUCCACUUGCCCCUGAAACUCACAGAUGCUUGCGAGCUGCUCUUUGCUGUCCUGUCCUGCAGGGAUAUGGACUGACGGAAACGUGCUCAGCAACUACUAUGAUGGAUUUUUAUGACCGAUCGACUGGUAUAACUGGAGGGCCGUUAAGUUGCUGUGAUAUAAAACUAGUGAACUGGGAUGAAGGCAACUACAGAGUGACAGAUCGCCCUUAUCCUCGUGGUGAGAUUCAUGUUGGUGGACCCAAUGUUGCGGUUGGAUAUUUCAAACAACCAGAAAAAACUAAAGAAGAGUUUUACGAAGAAAAUGGAAGACGUUGGUUUCGUACUGGAGAUAUUGGUGAAUUCAGACCAGAAGGAAACUUACAAAUUGUUGAUCGCAAAAAGGAUUUGGUCAAACUGCAAUAUGGAGAGUAUGUAUCUUUGGGUAAGGUCGAGUCUGAACUGAAAACUUGUUCCUUAAUAGACAAUGUAUGCGUCUAUGCCGAUCCUACUAAGCUGUUUGUUGUUGCAUUAGUUAUGCCGAAUCCAGACCACUUGAAGUCAAUUUCCAUGAAAAGCGGCAUUUCGUGGAACAAUAUUGAAGACAUUUGCCUUAAUAGUCAGAUGGAAAAAGUGUAUCUUACUGAAAUUCAAAAGCAUGGUUUGAAAUGUCGACUAGAAAAGUUUGAAAUACCACAAGCUAUCAAACUAAUCAGUGAAAUUUGGACACCAGACAUGGGGCUUGUCACCGCCGCUUUUAAGUUAAAAAGAAAAAACAUCCAAGACCGAUAUCAGUUGCUGAUCGAUCGAAUGUAUUCCUAAAUAUAGAGGCACCUUCUUCAUUCCCAAUCUCAAAUUUUUUCGGAGUUUUGCGUCUCAUGUAGUCAAAAGUUCUAAUUCUUGUCUUGUUUGUGAUUCUUGUUUUUUGCAGAAAGUUGCUAUAGGAAUGACACUUAAGUACGUAGACCACACCAGCAAGUGACGAGUCUAAUUAUACAAAUGUAGUAUUCAUAGAGUUCUUUACAAGCUCUUCUACAGGUCAUUGAUGAUAAAUGCCAGGCAUCAUAAACUCUUCAUUGAUUUAGACCACACUUGUAAUUGUGGAUGUAUACACCAAGUAGUUAGUUAUGAGAGUUCAUUUAAGUAAUCUCACAGGAUGAAAUAGUUUGAAUAUGAAUGGAUGUCUGAAUGCUGCAACACUUUUCUACUUAUUAAUUAUUUAAGUAAAUGAACUGUAGAAACAAACAGGAAUGUUAUUCAAUUUCUUUAAAUUAAACAUGCAAUCUCCUUCAAAUCAAUACAUUUCUUGAAACACGCAAA